AUGAAAGAUGGCAACCUACAUGCUGUCACAGAGCCGCUGCUGACUUUGGUGGCCCGAAACGACACUGGAGGCAAAGUAAAGAAGCUGUUGGAGUCCUCGAAAGAACAUCCAGUGCUCCUGCUCUCUGCUUCUGAUGUCACUGCAAUGACAGUUGGCUUCUAUGCCUAUGGAGGCUCACCUGUGAAGUUGAUGAGGGUUCUUGCUUCUGGCUUGCUGAACUCACAGGCACCUUUGCAGACUCCGUUGGGGGCCUUUUGGGUCUUGAACAUGCAGGACUUCCAGGCCAUGCUUGAGAAGGGCUCUGUGCAAUGCCAACUGUCCAACUUUGACAUGGUCUUGGCUACCACUGGACAUUCCCUGCCUUCAUGGAAGAUCAGCUCCAUGGUUCGCAAGAAGUCCAUACAAGCUGGAAAGAGGAAGCUGACGCAAGACAUUGCAAGCGCAGAAGCUGAGCUAGCCAAGAAGCGCCGGGAGCUGGAGCAAUUGGAUGCAGAGCUAUUGAUUCUUGAACCUGGCUUUGGUGCUUCAUGCCUUGCUUCAGGUUGCCUGCCCUAUCAGGGCAUGAGGGCACAGGGCUCAGGGCUUGACAUCCAUGGCAAGUCCAAAGAGGUGGUGGCAGAUGUCAUUUCCUACGUGCUGAGCACAGGAAGUUUGCGUGGCUAUUUGCAUUCACAGGCUCCCUGCCCUUUGCGCUCCCCUGAGGUGCGUGCUGAGUUGCCGCACAAGGUCCCCAAGGCCAAAGCUUUGCACAGAACGCCACCCCUGGUGAUCAACAGGGAGGCCAAGCAGACAGACCUGGCUGGGUACAAGGCCCCAUGGUGUCCAGACCAGUGCCAGACUGCUUUGGACACCACUGGCAUCUAUGAAGCUUCUGGGCUUGCUUUGUGGCUGCAGACAGGAGCCUUUGAUGUGCGAACAUUUGUGCCUGAUAUUGCUUGGCGGGAGCUUGAGGCUCUGGAAGCUUCACUUUUCAGUCCAUCGGCUCUACACAAACAUUCUGUGACCCGUGGUGCCAAGAAGCAAAUCAGACAGCGACUUCUUUGGCCAACAGUGAUGAUCUGUGGCCUGGCAGAUGCCAAAGCAGCUGCCCAGAAUUUCUUUGACCAACAGCUCCCUCUGGUGCAUGGGCACUACUUGGUUUGGGCAUGGUAUGUUGCCAUGUUCAAGGCCAUCCGCAAUGAUGAUUGCGCCUGGGCAGAGCAGCUGUGGGAGGCUGGGUGUGCAGUCACCAUCCAACUCCACACCAUUCCGGGUGAGACUAAGUGGCUGCAAACUCGCCACUUAGGUUCUGAAGGUAUCAAAGCUUUGGGUCAUCCAAGUGCAUCUGAUACAUUUGUCUCCUUUGUGCACUUGCUUCGGUCAAUGAACAUCACCAAGUUGCAACAGGGCAAGGAUGCCCACAUUCGCUGGAAUGGGGAACUGUACAACGACUCGAUGCACAAGGCAGCCCAGAGUCUUGCAGCAAUCUUGGAAGAGGAUACUGGGGAGUUGGAGGGUGCUUGGCAGGCGCUUGACUUUGACUUUGGCAGAGAGGUUCUCAGCAACCAGUAUUCAAAGCUAAGCCGCUUGUGCCACUAUGUCAAAUCUGCCAAGGUUGCAGGCUGGUCCCCACCAAAGCUCAUGGCUUACAUGAUUCGCAUGUUGCGCUUGACCUUCCAAUGUCGGAUCCAGCUCCCCAGCAAAGCAGUGGAGUCUUGGCUAGACAAAGACCGCAAGACUGGAGCAUUGGGCCUUUGGCCUGCACUUCUUGUGGUUUUGGAGGUCUUUGAGUUUGCGCAGAAGCUUGGUGCAAAGCUACCACUGCCAGAGCAAUCAAAGUUUGCAUCGGUGUGUUCUGAGAUGCUUGACCCAGUGACUUGCUGGGCAAAGUAUUUGGAAGCACUCUUCAAGGCAGAGAGCACUCAGGCACUAAAUGAGGAAGAUCUUGACCUUGAAGUAGCAGGCGGUGGCCCCACCACUGAGUGUGAUUUGUUAGCUGAGACCAAAAAGGCCUUCAACAAGCCCACUGGAAUGUUGCUUGAUGUUCUGCUUAAGCUGAUGCGUGGGGUCUAUCUCCAAGACUGCCGCAAGCUUGCAAGCGAUGGCUUCUACAAGGCCAUGGAUGGGUCAGCCAAGGAUCAAUGUGAUUUGGUGAGAGACUUGCAAGUGAUUGUCGAGCAUUUUGAAGGCAGUCAGAAGUCUGUCUCUCUGACCACUCAAGUGCCAGAACUUGGGCUUCUUCAAGGGCUCAGGGCACAGGGCGCAGAUGCUGAAUCUGCCGAGGAUCGUGAAGGGCAUUGGCGAACAGCGCAAGGGGAGCGCAAAAAGUACAUCAACCUGUCAGUGCCCAAGAGCUGGUCCAGAGAGAUGAUGACUGCAGCCUUUCGGAGCUCAGGCAAGGUGUAUAGCCACAGUGGCACACUCAAUGCCUCACACAGGCUUAUUUGCGCCAGCGCAGACCUUUUUCAAGAGGAAGGUGAAGCACCCUGGAGCAUUCAAAGCAAGCCUGGCAAAGAUUGGGCAGGUCUGGUGGAGUUUGCAGCUUCCUGCAGUGGCAGUUGCGACUUUGUCAUGUUGUUUGACGGGCGAAUGCGAGAGAUACGUCGCAUGCAUGAGGAUGGCCUUCUGGCCAAGCACUUGCAUGCAGAAGAGGCCACAAUCAUCUACAAUGGAGGCUGCCCACCCCGUGCAGGGAGAACUCGCAAGGUCCCUCUCCAGGCGAAAAACGUUGAAACUGUGGCUGUAGCUUGUCCAGUGCAGCGCAGCAGGAUUCGUGCAACAAAGAAGGAGCACUAUGCCACAUGUGGAGAAUCCUCAACAUACUCAGGUCGGUACAGCGGUGUGGACUUUCGACCAACCAGCCAACUCCCACUCAUUGACACAAAGGAGAAGCAGGCAAUCAUUCCUUUUGCGCCGUCUCCACCUGAAGACUGGGCUGACAAGCAUGGCUCCAGUGUCCCUUUGUUCUGGGCUGAGAGCAAGUCCAUUGGCCUUUGGGGGAGCACUUCUCGAGGAAUUUAA
Molecule: messenger RNA, 3000 nt
Organism: Durusdinium trenchii
Lineage: Eukaryota; Dinophyceae; Suessiales; Symbiodiniaceae
Source: the annotation of a GenBank genome assembly